CAACCUUACUACUACUACUCUAUUACUUGACUUCUUUCCAAACCGCUCGGCCGGUCUUCGCUUCUUCCAUAUUUCAGCAUUCUUGUAUCCUCUAAACUACCAGUGUUAUCACCCGUCAAACCAGAAAAGCUUGAUCAUCAUGUACUCCAAACUUGCUCUUGCCGCCCUUCUUUUGGCCACGGCCGAAGCUCGCUUCGGUCAGGAGCAGUCUGUUGCCAACAUUAUCUCCUCUCUGAGCAAUUUUGGCAACCCUGGUGUUGCUCCCACCCUCGCCGGCUCCACUCCCGGUGUCCUGCUCGCCGGUGCCAACGCCUGUGACAAGCUUACCCUUGCCGACCGCAUUGUUUCGGAACUCGGCAAUGACAAGGCCGUCAUUGACGCAGCCAAGAAGCUUGUCGCCGCUGAAAAGAACUUCAACCCCUUUGCUGUCUCCAUUCCUUCCAUCUGCUCCGAUCCAGCUCUGCCGGCCACCCAAGAGCUGAGAGGCAUCGUUCCCCUUGUUGACCCGGCUGUGACCGGCGCUGAUGUUGAGAAUGCCAACUCGGCCACGUCUCUCACCACUCCGUUCGCCAACGAUGGAUUGAGUGUUGCGGAUAUCGUGAAAGCCAAUGGCUUCUCCAACUUCACUGCCCAAAGCUCCAGCGGAUCUACCACCGCGCCUGCUGCUGGUAACAAUAACAACAAUAACAACAACAACGGCAACAACGGCAACAACGGCAAUACUGGUGCUGUUACCUCCACGGUCACUUCCGCUGCUCCUGCCGCCACCUCCGAAGCUGCCGAUGCCGGUAACGGUAACGAUAACAACGGCGACAAUAACGACAACAACGGCAACAAUAACGAUGACAACAGCAACAACGGCAAUGACAACGCCAACACCGGCAACGACAACAACAGCAACGGCGUUCAAAAGUCCACCCUCGCCGGCGCCGACUUUGGUCUUUGCGUGCCCACCAUGAGUUUCGUCGGCGGCCGCGGCAACCGGAAGGCCACCGAGUUCACCUUCCUGCCUAAGGACCCGCUCGUCGCCAAGGGCCAGCAGGAGGCGCUCAACCCCAACAUCAUCACCAACCGCAUCUGUGACCAGCUGACCAACGUCUGCCAGGCCAACCAGGCGGCCAAGACGGCGUGCUUGGAUGCCAAGGCCCAGAUCCAGGCUCUUGGAACAAAGGACGCGUCUACUGCGCAGAAGUGGAACGAGCUUUUGGGUUUUGCUGGCACUGAUGUUUCUCAGUAAGCGAGCGGGAUGGUGUAUAUGGCCAUAGGGGGGUUUGGAGAUGAUAUCAUGUGGGGGAUUGUGAAGAUGGUGGG
Neurospora tetrasperma FGSC 2508 is the source of this 1311-nucleotide messenger RNA. RefSeq lists its product as uncharacterized. The transcript is spliced from 2 exons. Bases 140 to 1237 code for a protein of 365 amino acids. The record is from RefSeq and is a predicted model, not a curated record. NCBI's taxonomy places the organism in Eukaryota, Fungi, Ascomycota, Sordariomycetes, Sordariales, Sordariaceae.